UCGUUGUAUCUGUCAUUUCAUUUCCCAGUUGAUCGUGGUUUCGUGGUCAGUUGAAUUUUGUAGGCCGGUUACUGACACGCAGUGUAAUCAAGUGUUCUGCUAGUGUAUGGGAAGUUAAAGUUGGGUGGGUCCAGGUUAUAUUCCAAGUGUUUCGCCGGUUAAACUACAAAGAGUGCUGAUAAUUUACUGUAGUUUACUACACAGGAUAAUAAGUCCUUUUCAAACUGGAUUAUUGUUGCCAUCUGUUGUGUCGGUAUGUUAACCUAGAUUGCAAAUUUCUCUAAACCCAUAUAGUUUUGCUUCUGGAGGGUAUUUUGCUUCUCUUGGACUUCCGUUCUACUUGUAAAAAUACUUAAAUUAAAAUGAAGGACUACUACGAAGAUCUUACACUAAGAAACUAUUCUUAUAUAUUUAAUUUUGAAGAGGAAUUUAAGCAUUUGGAUUCAAGAGUAUGGAUGAUCAAACAUUGGACCAAAGGAUUCUACUAUUGUGCUAUUUACAUGAUUUUAAUCUUUGGUGGCCAAUACUACAUGCAGUCUAGACCCAGAUUUCAACUUAGAGGAGUCCUAUCGCUGUGGAACACACUUUUAGCCAUAUUUAGUAUAAUUGGUGCCUGCAGAACUGCACCUGAAUUAAUACACGUUCUCAAGAACUAUGGAAUAUACCACUCAAUCUGCGUCCCGAGUUUCAUCGAACAUGACCGAGUCGCUGGUUGCUGGUCGUUCCUCUUCGUUCUCUCCAAGCUUCCUGAACUGGGAGACACGAUGUUCAUUGUUCUACGGAAGCAACCUCUCAUCUUCCUCCACUGGUAUCAUCACAUUACGGUUCUUCUCUACUCCUGGUUCUCUUAUACAGAAUACACUUCCUCCGCCCGCUGGUACAUCGUGAUGAACUACUGCGUACACUCCAUCAUGUACUCCUACUAUGCUCUGCGCUCCAUGGGAUAUCGUCCUUGGAAGAACAUCGCUAUGUUGAUCACCUCUUGUCAACUCACCCAGAUGAUCGUCGGUUGUGCUGUCAAUAUUUGGGCUGCUCAAUAUCUUCAGGAAGGCAAACAAGACUGCCACGUAUCUUGGUUCAACAUCAAGUUGUCACUUCUGAUGUACUUCAGCUACUUUGUUCUGUUUGCAAGAUUCUUCUACAAAGCGUACCUCAACCCGAGUGCUGGUAAACGCAAGGCACAGAUGAGUGACAUCCCUGGCAAAUACACCAGCAACGCCAGCAAUGCUAAGGUCAAGGCUCAGUAAGUACACUGCGAAUAACUGGAUUGAAUUGGUGAAAGAAAGAAAUACUUUCGACUUUUAGUUGUGAUCUCUUAUAGAAACGACUGUCUUGUGUGGUUGUUCAGUUAGUUACCGGUACUUUUCUUAGAGAUAAAUGAAUUUUAUGAUGAAUUCACUUCUCUCUCUCUCUCUUACUCCGGUUAAAUUAAACCAACGGUUUUAGUCUCCGCUGUAAAAUUAUGCUAAAAUUUUUAUCACGAGGUCGAAUGUUUUUCUUUCUUUCCCAAUCUCAUCCGUUUCUGAAGUGCACAAAGUAUAAUGGACUGAAGUUAUGAUAGAGAGUUUUUCUUCAGAGAAAUCUUGCAGUAAUUUAUUUUAUACAUGCUAGUCAUUAACAUUCAUUAUUGUUGUGGAUAGAAUCAGGUCUUGUUAUGCCGAUUGUGGACAAAAUCGCACAAGUGGCCAUCUACAUGUUCCUGUUGCAUGAAUUACUUAAGAAACUAAUUUGUAUAAAAUAUUCAGGACAUGUACAUUUUCAGUUUUAGUUUUAUGUAAGCAAGUUAGUUAACCUUUUGAAGAAUUUUGUACCAACCCUCUGAAGCUAGUAAUGCACUCAUCAGAAUUUCUGUGAUUUAAAAUUGUUAUUAAUUGUAGAUUUUGUACAUUUUUUGUCUAUCAAAAAGUAUAUAGAAAAUCAAUUGGUAUGUAAAGUAAGUUUGGAAAAGAAAUUGAUUGUUACCACCACUAUUAGUUUUUGUUUAGGCCACUGUUAUUGAAGCACUAUAUAGUCAAAAGACUAACUGUAGGUUUUUUUAUGAUUUUUUACCUCUUAAGUCUUUUUUUAAGAUCAAGUAUCAUUUAAGUAUCAAAACAAUGUAUCAUAUUGUACAGCUGGAACAAAUUUUGACUUAAGCUAACUCAGGCUGAUAGCCUUAUAACCUACAAGUGUGUUCAAAAUUUCACCAUGCCGUCCUAAAGUCAGUUUACUAAAUUAAUUAAAGUUAUGUGAUUUUUCUGCAAUAGUUAACUUAUACCUAACAUUUUGUUCAUAGUUUGCAUAUUUUUUACAUUUAUAAUUAAAUAUAUCAGAUUAUUUUUUGUUUUAUUCUUGUUAUUCUUACCUAUAUAUAUAUUGUAUGAAAAUAAUCAUUCCUUUCUAAUGUUUUUUAUACAGUAGUUAGUAUUUUUACACCGGUCCAUGAUUCACAAAUAUUUUUUUCUUGUGAUGGAUCGCACGGUCCAUGAUUCACAAAUAUUUUUUUCUUGUGAUGGAUCGCAAAAAUUAAAAAAAGUCACAUCUUACACUAUGUUAAGAUUUUUAAUGUACACAAGCCUAACAUAUUACAAUAAUUAAAUUUAAAAUAGAUCCAUGAUUUGGACUCAAAUCUUCAGUGUUUUAAUGCAAAUGCAACAUUAAAAUACUUAACUACAAAUAACCUUAUGAUUUUUUCAUGGUGCACAUUUUGUGGUACAACAUAGGCCUAGUUUCACUGUUUUACUGGUGUGGUUUAGAUUAAACAUUAUUUUUAUACUUUUAUAAUUAAGUGUAGAACAUGUUAGAAUCCAUAAACUGUUUCUUCUUACAAUUCAGUUGCAUUUACUAUAGACUGUAGGCCUACGAUUGCUUAGUAAUUUCCAUGUUCAAAGUACAUUUUUGUGAAAAUUUAUUGAUAGCAGAAACAUAAAACCAGUUAUAGAAGUGUUUACAAAACAAUUAGUUACUGCCAUACCUGAGCUUUAUGCAACUGUAAACACAUUCCUGUAAAAAUUACUAAUAUUUUGUAUCUUGUUUACCAAACAGUGGUUUAUGCACAAAUGGUUUAUUCAGUCCUGCGUAAAAAUGUUGAGAGGUCAAGAUGAUUUUUUUCCGUAAAAUAUUUAAAAAAUGUGCCAAUUACAAUAGUAAAUGGUAAUUAAAAUUAUUUUGGUAUGUAUAGUUCAUACAUAUAGGUAGAACUACAAUUACAAAAUAAAUUGUAGAGUAUAUUUAGCCGUUUGUUAUGUUUAGUAGAAGAUAAUUUUAAAUAUGAUAAUUAAUAUGAUAAAUAUAAAAAUGAUAAUUUCUGGCAUUAUUUCAACCUCUCUUCAAAAUCCCAUUUGUCAUAUAAAGUUUUAUAUUAAACUUAUAUAAUAUUCCUUAGUAACACUUUUGUAUCAAGCUCCUAUACAGCAAGUAAUAAUAUUGUGAUGUAAAAGUUUGUUUGAAAAUAAAUUUUUCAUGUUUUAAA
This is a messenger RNA of Macrosteles quadrilineatus (aster leafhopper), 3451 nucleotides long. RefSeq names its product elongation of very long chain fatty acids protein 6-like. Gene Ontology annotation, molecular function: fatty acid elongase activity. Bases 363 to 1247 code for a protein of 294 amino acids. Gene Ontology annotation, biological process: fatty acid elongation, saturated fatty acid; sphingolipid biosynthetic process; fatty acid elongation, polyunsaturated fatty acid. The record is from RefSeq and is a predicted model, not a curated record. NCBI's taxonomy places the organism in Eukaryota, Metazoa, Arthropoda, Insecta, Hemiptera, Cicadellidae. Gene Ontology annotation, cellular component: endoplasmic reticulum membrane. The transcript has 2 exons.